This is a messenger RNA of Nerophis lumbriciformis (worm pipefish), 441 nucleotides long. The record is from RefSeq and is a predicted model, not a curated record. NCBI's taxonomy places the organism in Eukaryota, Metazoa, Chordata, Actinopteri, Syngnathiformes, Syngnathidae.
AUGUCUCUUCCGACCAAAGUGACGCGAGAUGGGCUACUGGAGAAGCGCAGCAGUGGUCUCCUCCAGCUUUGGAAGAAGAAGCGUUGCAUGCUGACCGACGAGGGGCUCCGGCUGCGAAACUGCAAGGGUCCCGCCGCAGACCACGCUCCGUCGCCGUGCGCGGCGUGGAGCUCCGGCUCCAGAGCCAAAGAGCUGCUUUUCGAACGCAUGGUGACGGUGGACUGCGUGGAGUACAAGCGGGACCUGGUGUACUUCACCGUAGUGAUGGCCACCGGAAAGGAGAUCGACUUUCGCUGUCCGCAGGACGGUACGGCGUGGAACGCGGAGAUCGCUUUGGCUCUGGUCCGUUACAAGAACCUCCAGGCCGUCCAGAGUGGAAGGAAGAGGCAAAUUUCCGCCGCGCACCUGGGCAGCACCGAGGAAGAGGACGAGGCGCUGUGA